Messenger RNA from Erythranthe guttata (spotted monkey flower), 978 nucleotides. RefSeq lists its product as uncharacterized. The record is from RefSeq and is a predicted model, not a curated record. Lineage: Eukaryota; Viridiplantae; Streptophyta; Magnoliopsida; Lamiales; Phrymaceae.
AUGAGAGAUAUUAGAUCAUGUGUAAGUGAAUAUGCAGUAGGGGUAGUUUCAGACAAAUCAUGCAUCAACAUUAUUAAUUCUCCAGAUUCCUCCACCCCUUCAAUUCUAAAUUCCGUCACGUGUUAUUACAAAACCCUUGUCUCCACUCAGAAACAAAUACCCAUGAUCACCAUCACCUGGGCCAAGAACACACCUUCUUCUGAUCAAUCCCUCACCAUAAUUUUCGGUAAAGAAGAAGAAGAAGAAAUAACCACCUUCAAACUCAACACGAAUCCACGCUUAUUCAAAAAGCUAAAAGGCACCAAAUCCAUCCAAUAUUGCCUCACCACCAAGAUCGAUAUCUCUUGGGAUCUCUCCUCCGCCCGCUACCAAACCGGACCCGAACCCGUUUCCGGUUACUACAUCCUUAUCACCAUCGAUUCCGAACCGGGUUUGGUCCUCGGAGACUUGACCCGACGACAACCCAUUUCGAAACCCGGAACAAAAUUCUCGCUGGUUUCCCGUCGGGAGCACUUUUCUGGCGGGACGGCACAUUACUCGACGAAGACCCGGUUCGGCGAUUCGGGCCGGGCCCACGACGUUUCGAUUCGGUGCAGCGGGGAGGAGGAAGGAGGAGGGGUGGUGAAGAAGAAUGUGGGUAACUGGGUUCUGAGUGUGUGUAUCGAUAAGAAGAUGGUGGUGAAUGUGAAGAGGCUGAAAUGGAAUUUCAGAGGGAAUCAGACGAUUUUCUUGGAUGGUUUGCUUCUUGAUCUUAUGUGGGAUCUUCAUGCUUGGUUCUUUCGUAAGCGUAAUGGUAAUGAUAAUGGUAAUGGUAAUGGUAAUGGUAAUGGAAAUGCUGGUGUGUUUAUGUUCAGGACAAGGAGGAGUACUGGUUCCGACAGCAGUUUGUGGCGGCUGGAGGAGGACGAUAAAACGACGUCGUACAAGGGUCAAGAUUGUGGAGUUGACUUCUCUUUGAUGAUCUACGCCUCCCUGUAA